AUGGUAUUUCUCCACUUCCUACUUGUCCUCUUCGCUGCUGUUCAGGGAGCCAACGAGAGUGACCCUAUUGAAGCGACUGUGAUCAGCAAUCAGGCCUACGAUCCCUCCAUGAACGACAAUCAUUUGCAAGUGUUCAAAAAUCUGGUACAAGAAAAAGUGAUCAAUGUGGGAGACAAAUUCUCCAUUCUUUACACUUUGACCAAUUUUGACUGCAAUGGGUUUAUCGACUUCGCUCGUGAGGGUAAAAGCAAUGCAAGAUUCGUUAAAGCUAUAAAAGUCAAAUGUGGAGACAAGCCAGAGACAACUAUCAAUUAG
Strongylus vulgaris is the source of this 315-nucleotide messenger RNA. NCBI's taxonomy places the organism in Eukaryota, Metazoa, Nematoda, Chromadorea, Rhabditida, Strongylidae. The record is from the annotation of a GenBank genome assembly.